AUGAUUGGAUCGUUACUAACAAGAGGACUUGUGAUGGUAUUUGGAUAUGCGUAUCCUGCUUAUGAAUGCUACAAGGAGAUUGAGAAGAAUAAGCCUGAGGUUCAACAGCUUCGUUUCUGGUGCCAGUAUUGGAUUUUGGUGGCUGCUUUGACGAUUUUCGAACGAGUUGGGGAUACUUUUGCUUCCUGGUUUGUGGUUCCGCUUUACUGCGAGGCAAAGCUUGCAUUUUUUAUAUAUCUUUGGUUCCCCAAGACUAGAGGAACUACCUACGUUUAUGAUUCUUUCUUUAAACCAUAUGUUGCAAAGCACGAAAAAGAUAUUGACCGCAACUUGGUUGAGCUGAGGACCAAAGCUGGAGAUAUGGCAGUCAUGUACUGUAAAGUAGCAGUUUGCUACGGACAAACAAGAUUCACCGAGAUCUUGCAUUUUGUUGCUCUGCAAUCAACACCAAAACCUCAACCUAAGGAAAAGAAGCAGCCAGCACCAAAAGAGGAGGAACAGAAGCAACCAGAUGUUAAGACGAGUCAAGCAGCUUCUACACCUCAAGCUAGUCUACAAGCACCAAAACCUAAGAAACCACUGCUUCUAACCAAAGAAACUAUAGCGGUCAAGCCUACUUCAUCUCCACGGAAACAGCUACAGCCACAGCAACAAACAGAAACCAAGGAAGCACAACCCAGCGUGUCGCAAACCAAACUCACUCCUACUCCACCACCUUCACCUGCCACUAAACCAAACGCUGAUUCUGCACAGCCAGCACAAUCAACAACAGAGAUAGAGAAAGCGUCAGAGGUCGUUGCAGCAGCCAUACCAGCAACAGAGAUUCAGCGAGCGUCAUCUUCGAAAGAGGCAAUAACGGAGGAAGCACUAAGGGUCACUCGUGGGAGUCUGAGGAAAGCUCGUUCAGUGGGGAACACGCUAAAGGAAAAAUAGAGCAGUAGUUUAAAUCUCUGUCUGGUUUUCAAUGGUGCCUUUCUUAUGAAGUCAACGUAAACAAGAAUAAUUGAUUUUGUUAGGGGAAAAUUGGUGUCAUUUGUCUUUUUAAUCAGAUGUAAAUUGUUCAGACUUGUGACUAAUCUUUAAUUUGUCUUCUUUUCGGAUUUAAAAUUCC
This is a messenger RNA of Eruca vesicaria subsp. sativa (arugula), 1111 nucleotides long. The record is from the annotation of a GenBank genome assembly. Lineage: Eukaryota; Viridiplantae; Streptophyta; Magnoliopsida; Brassicales; Brassicaceae.